GCGUAGCAAUGCCGGUGUCACGGGUGACAUCACAGUUUAUGUGACAUCAUUGUUUGUGGCUUUUAUCUGUUCAAAGCAACAUCCUCUGAUGUCACCGGUGACAUCACAGUUUAUGUGACAUCAUUGUUUGUGGCUUUUAUCUGCCCAACAUCUGUGACAUCACUGAUGACAUCACAGUUGACGGGGUGUGGGUUAGGAUCUUGGCAGCUCAUCGAAAAAACUACGCUCAUCCAGAACAUCGAUCGACAGACAGAAAGAAAGACGGACAGAAAUUUCUCCAUUUAUUAGUGGGAUUAGAAUUCAGCUCAACCAGACAGAUUCAGCUCAACCAGACAGAUAACUGGUUAUCAUCCACUGUUGUGCAGAAUACUGUAACAAAGCACAACCGUACGUUGAAUCACAUAGCAAUAGAAUAUUUUAAUCUCUUAGGCCAAAUUCCAUCUAUACUCCAACAUGCCAGUUCUAGUUCUGGGUCUAGUGGUGGUUCCUUGGGUCACAAAAACUGCCAGUGCCCUCAUCAGCUCUGUUGUGCGACGCCAUUUCCCCAGAUCAUCUGAGGUCGAACCUCCAGAACCUGUGCCUCAGGAAUCAUCGCCGGACGAGUGCCUGCCACUAGACCAGACAGGUGUUCAUCAGGAUGCGGAGGGCCCUUCUCUUGGAUUAGACUGUGUUAGUGAUGAAACUCAGCAAAGGAAACAACAGCGGGAGAGCAGCUCUGCGUACACCCACGCUGAGAGGGAUUUUUCCAUUAGCAGAACAGCCACCUUUAUCUUUACCGACUGGCCCCGACAAAGAAUUUCGGCUUUUUCCUACCUAGUCCGUGAGGCAUAUUCUAAUCUAAAAAACGAAUUUGCCAUUGUUUUAAAUCGGACAGGAUAUUUGACUUUUAAAGCCAAAGUCAAAAACCAGAUUAGAAGAUAUAUCACCAUUGCUGGAUACAGGAUUUCCGCUGCCCAAAGAAGCAGUGCAGCUGCUUUUUCCAGGGUCAGAGAAAGAGUUACAGCUCUGAUUCCUACAAGCAGAGAAUAUAUUGCAGCACUUAGCAGCUGGGCCCAGAGAGUUCCAAAGGCCUUGACUCAUCUCCGCUGUGGUGGUGUCACCCGUGCACUGGCUCUUUUGAGGGGCCACGGCAGCCGGUCCUCAGAGCCCUAAAAAGUUUAGUAGGACACUCCAUCCAACUUACAUGGACUUAUUCAUUUCAGCUUUGGUUUUCAGUCUGCUCAUGUAGUAGUGGACAGAAUGAA
Molecule: messenger RNA, 1244 nt
Organism: Xiphias gladius (swordfish)
Lineage: Eukaryota; Metazoa; Chordata; Actinopteri; Istiophoriformes; Xiphiidae
Exons: 2
Coding region: 454-1152 (232 amino acids)
Source: RefSeq, a predicted model, not a curated record